AUGGUAAAUAUCGAUGACUUGGUGAGAUUUGUAAUCUCUACCAGGUUCAUCAUUAUUACGUUCCUCUGCACAUUGUUGACAUGUCGCUCGCUUAAAUUGUCAUUAGUUCCACUGCUGAUGCAUGGGCUACUGCAAACACUAUACAAAGCAAAUCUGGCAUACAAAUGCGGUGGUCAAUUCAAAUGGAAAAGUCUACUGGAAUUCAAAUCCUGCAAAGUGGUCAUAACCGGUGGUAGUAGUGGUUUAGGACGAUCCAUAGUCAAGAAUUUGUUGGACACUUUCCCCAAUGUUACUAUUCUCAAUGUCGACAUAAAGACUUCUCCAGAAGCUAACGAUAGACUGAUAGACUACAUAUGUGACUUGAGAAAUUCUCAGGCGCUGAAUGCCACUCUAAAGGAAAUCAAAGUCAAUCAUGGGAGUGAGAUUCGUCUCUUGGUGAACAAUGCAGGCGUACGAUCACGAUAUGAAGGGUUUAAAGAAUUAAAAUGCCAGGAUGUGAAUGAUGUAUUUGCCGUAAACUCUGUGGCUCCCAUGAGAUUUAUCCAGGAACUUACACCGCAUGAAAGCAGCGAUGAACAGUGCUUUGUGGUGAACGUCACCAGCUCGCUGGGAAUAUUGUCAGCUGCUAAAGCAGCAGCUUAUGCAGCCAGUAAAGCAGCCCUUAUUUGUUUUCACAAAUCCUACACUUUUGAGCUAGAGAGUAAAGGAGUCUCGAAUAUCAGAACCUUACUCGUGGUCCCAGGCCAACUGGAUACUGAUAUGUUUAGUGGAUUCGAACCCCCAAGACAGUUCUUUGCACCUGUACUGGACAGAGAAAAAGUGGCCAAGAAGAUUGUAGACUAUGUCGAGCUAGGCAUGCGAGGUGACCUUAGCGCUCCACUAUAUGCCAAGUUUGCCUAUGUAUUAAUGGCUAUGCCCUACAGCGUUCAAACAAUCGUGCGUAAAAUGUCCAAGAUGGACGACUGUCUGCCGAAUGAUGAUUGA
Torulaspora delbrueckii is the source of this 984-nucleotide messenger RNA. RefSeq names its product Tda5p (gene TDA5). Lineage: Eukaryota; Fungi; Ascomycota; Saccharomycetes; Saccharomycetales; Saccharomycetaceae. The transcript has a single exon. Bases 1 to 984 code for a protein of 327 amino acids. The record is from RefSeq and is a predicted model, not a curated record. Gene Ontology annotation, molecular function: oxidoreductase activity, acting on the CH-OH group of donors, NAD or NADP as acceptor.